Molecule: messenger RNA, 2280 nt
Organism: Fomitopsis serialis
Lineage: Eukaryota; Fungi; Basidiomycota; Agaricomycetes; Polyporales; Fomitopsidaceae
Exons: 10
Coding region: 1-2280 (759 amino acids)
Biological process (GO): long-chain fatty acid biosynthetic process
Cellular component (GO): fatty acid synthase complex
Molecular function (GO): transferase activity
Source: RefSeq, a predicted model, not a curated record
AUGCCCUCAGAGCUCCAUCGAACUGGUACAUGGCACAUACUACCGUCAUCGUCCUCUGACAUCUCAGCCCUGUUGGAGAACACGAGCGCAGGCGAAGGAAGGCAGUGGGAGGUCAUCACUUCCAGCGGCUUUCUGUCUCGAGCAGCGAGCGAUCGUGGCAGUCCGCGCAGCGAAACAUCUGAGGACGUUUACGAAGGGCCUAUGGUUGUGGAGAAAGAGGCUUUGGAGGUCGUGCCGAGCAGAUGUGCUGUGGAUUCGGCUCCAACGUCAGCACCUCCAGUACUACGAACACCGCUCUCUCAAUUGCUGCGUAAUGAAGCGCACGUUUCACAGCACGCACCUGCCGGUCGCACCUUCAUGACAGGGCCCAGGUUUGCAGACGAACGUCCUGGGCGCGCGACCACGAUACCCACUACCCGCCAUAGAUUUCCCUUACUCCGCCCUGUCGCAGAUGGGGCCGGCUUUCACGUUCAAGGUGAAGGAUGCGACGAUGACACCGACUCUAGUCUUUGCGCCGAUGAUGAUUGCCUCAGCGCGUCGUCCAUUUCCACGGACCUCGUGCCCGUAUCAUCUUUUCUCGCCGAGUCGCACGCAAAUGAAGUGCAACUUGAAGUCGACCAGCCUCACUUGCCCUAUUCUUACAGUCAAUUGGGAGCCGCUUGUCCAGAGACGUCGCUUUCGACACAAAGGGUUGCAACUUCUCCUCGUGGGCUUUCCCCGGCGGUCCCACUACCUCCUACUAUUACCAGAACCUUCCCCUCACCGGUUGUCGCUGCACCCGAUGUCUCUGUUGACGACACUUCUUCCGGGCAAAGCCAAGUGUCGGUGCCGAAUAGUCUUCAGGCAGCAGAUAGGGGUAACCUUCCCAUGCGACGAGAGCGCAACCCUGACGCAGAAGGUCGACAUAAUAUGCCUGCAAGCGGUGCUCGGGGCCUUACCAUGCGAGCAUACCCUACCGAACUGAUCUCUCUUGCACGCGCACGACCCUCGUCGGCCCCGCCCGUCGGGUUGACCGUCGCGCGGCUAUGCACUCCCACCCUCGGUUCGUCGAGGCCAGUCUCGGCGUUAGAACCGCCUGACGCAACGACGUUGGCCGCUCGGAACAAGGGAAACGGGAGACAUGCCUCGCGCGGUGCCAAUGGUCAGCCUCCCGCCGAGGCCCGUCUUGCUGCCAUCAGAGACUGGGAGCUUUACCGGAACUGCUCAAAUUUCCGCAAAGGCCGCGAAGAGGGCCAGACGAUCUGGUACAAAGUGGACUUGCCUUUCGCCGUCGAUCAGCCACCGGCGUCUCUCGAAGCAUCCCAAGGAGACCUUUUCAUCCACGUUGACACACGCACGAAGAAGUCGCGCAUGUGGCUAUGUGGCACGCAGGGACAGUGGGAAGCAGCGCAGGUAGGAGUACCACAUCCUCGGUACAGAAAUCGGCGCCUCCACGUCAAGGCGGAUGGCGAACCCAGCUGGGUCACUCGAGAGACCUUCAUUGUGUAUGGCAGCAAGAGAAAGAAAGAGCGGCAACAUGACGCCGAGGCAGAGCUACUACGUCGAGCAGGUAUAAGAGGGAUUUCGUGGGCAGCCGAGGACAUCGAGGCCGCCUUCGACGAGAACCCCCAGCGUGCGUGCACCCUCCGGGCGGGGCCCUGUGGCGGCGCCCACCUCGCUCGCGCGCCGCCGAAGCCACACGUUCUGCUGCCUCGUUCGACUUCUACUGCGCCGCUCGAUUCUCCCGCACCCUCGCCUUUCCCCGCACCCUUGCUGCCUGCCCGCGCAUCCUCACCUUGUCCUCGCACCCUCGCGAGGUCGCCCGCCGCGCGCAAUGCUCGCGCGCACAACGCGGCUGCCAGAAGUCACACCCCCAUCCCGGCGCUCCCAGAACGCGCCCGGCUGCCCUCGCAGUUCCUUCGCCCUCAGGUACUGCGCCCGCCUCCGAAGACGAGAUUGUUUGGUGGACAGGGUACGAACGAGGUCUACUUCGACGAGCUGCAAUCGCGUUACGACACGCACACGCCUUGGUCUCGCCUUUCCUCCUCGCUUCGGAGGUACUUCGCCCUCUCGUCCGCGGUGGCUGGUGCUGCGCUGCGCCCCCCUAUUGCGCACCUCGUGUCCGCCCCCGCAUCACUACCCCCCAUCGGGCUCGCGCAGCUCACCCAAUACCUGAUCACUCGCCGCGUCGCGCGUAUCGACCCCGGCGAGAUGCGCGAGAAGCUCCAAGAUGCGACCGGUCACUCCCAAGGCGCCGUCUCUGCCGCUGCCGUCGCGGCCUCGAGAAGCCUCGAGUCGUAA